Molecule: messenger RNA, 3591 nt
Organism: Physella acuta
Lineage: Eukaryota; Metazoa; Mollusca; Gastropoda; Physidae
Source: RefSeq, a predicted model, not a curated record
GAUGGUCUAAGAACAAUGAGAACCACAAUGUUCUCUCCAGAGCACGGAGAUCGUCCCAAUGUCACCAACAUUGCUGUGGUCAUCACAGAUGGUCAGUCUAACACCAACAGUGAAAGGACAAUCCCAGAGGCUGAGGCUGCCAAAGCCCAAGGCAUUCAGAUCUAUGCUAUUGGUGUUGGCGCAGGCAUUACUGAAGAAUUAAAUAAGAUCGCAAGCACGCCCGUUGAUGAUUUUAGAUUUGAAGUUGAAAAUUAUUCUUUACUCAAAAGUCUGAGAGAAAAACUGUUUAGCGCCAUAUGUUUGUACGUGACAGAAGCCCCAACACCUGCACCUACAACACCUAAACCAGUUGUGAUCAAACGUGUGAACACCAGGUUUGAUCUAGUGUUUGUACUUGAUGCCACUUCCAGUGUGUCCAAAUCUAACUUUGAUCUGAUGAAAAAAUUCAUCAAAGAUUUCAUCUAUGAAGACGAUAUUUACAAUGAAAAUGUUAGAAUUGGUGUUGUCACAAGCAGUAACAGUCAUAUCCAGUUCCAUCUUGACAAGCACAUAACUAAGCAUGACGUCAUCAAUGACACAGACGCCAUAGCCUAUCCACCAAAUGACAACACCAACACAGCAGAUGCCAUUAGAACAAUGAGGACAGAGAUGUUCACUGAAUCAAAUGGGGAUCGUUUAGAAGUUGAUAACAUCGCCAUAGUACUGACAACUGGUGUUUCCAACAGUCAAAACAUUCAGGCAGAAUCUGAUGCGGCUAGAACACAGGCCAUUCAUAUCUUUGUUGUUGGCAUUGGUCUAAGGGACACCACACAGUUGGAUGUUAUCGCCAAUAAACCAGUUGACCAAAAUAGAUUUACUGUCAAUGAUUUUACAGAUCUUGAGGACCUCAAGGAGAAUGUUUUUUCUGCUGUGUUUAAAACUGUCAAGGAAAAACGAAGUGAAAGAAAAGAUUGUCCACCAGAACCUGCUGCCGUGGUACUGGACGUCUGGACCAAACCAUCUGGUGAGGGCUAUUUCGUCUGCUCACUGUCAGAGUUUCUACCAGAAGGUGUGGACAUCUUGUUUACAUUGUACGUAGAGGGAGAAGUUGAACAUCUCAACAAGAAGAUUAAUUCAUCAGUAAAAGAGGGACUUAUUCCAUUUACUGACGUCAAUCGAGCUUUGUAUAACAAAAGGAUUUACUUUUCGGCUGUGGUACAAAAUGUGACAAGUGGAUCAAAGAAUUGUCACGAAGAAAGCAGCAAUGUUAUCACUCCAUCCAUCAUGUGUCCACAACAAACUACCUUAAGAUUAGUUGAAGGUCAAGCUCCUGUAAAUCUGGUUUUUAAAUUGACUGCACCACCAGAACUUUACUGUACUGUUAGACCAGGAAGUCCGUGUGAUGUGGAGGUCGUCAUAGAGAUUCUUCCAGGCAGUGAUGAACUCAAUUGUUCUAACACUGAAAUCAUACCUCAAGUUGUAUUUGAAACUAAAAGCUGUGGCCAGAAAUUUUCUCAUGAUGAUUGGAAGGAUGGAAUCAUUAUUCCCGUGAAGGCAACAAUAGACAGAAUCAUAGAUGGGGACAGAUAUUUAACCAUACAAAGCUACAUUAAAUUCAGUGGUGAUCUAAUCCCCCAGGAGAGUUGUGUUGAUAUACAAGCCACUGUUGUUGAUAAGGACAGAACUUAUAUCUGCUAUUCUGUCAAUGAUCCACAUAUUUCAACUUUUGAUAAAAAUUACUAUGACAACCACCUAUCAGGUGACUUCAUCCUCUACAAACACAAGACACUUCCAUAUCAGGUUCAGGUAAAUUUCGGCCCAUGUUCAGCAUCACCAGUUGCCACUUGCAACUGUAAAACUGCGAUACAGUCAGGGGAUGAUGUCAUUGUAUUUAAUUCUUGCGAUGUCAGACAAAACCAUCUACGGUCAGAUGCUGCAGCUCUGGAUGUCCAGAUUAUUCGCAAUGGGGAGUUGACUCCUGGAACUAAGAUAAAACAACUUGGUGGAGGUCAACAGUAUGAUGUUCUUCUACCAACAGGAACUGUUGUGUCUGUUAUGCCUAGCAUGUACACUUUCAUGAACAUUUUUAUUACAGCAUCACCAUCUGACUUUAAUGAGACAGAAGGUCUAUGUGGCAAUUUUAAUGGUAGAACAGAUGAUGAUAUGGGCAAUUUGGAUGAAGACACAUUUAACUCACAUUGGAGAGCUAGUACAACUAUCUACUGUGGUGUGCCAGCACAACAAGAUCCUGAACCAGCAACAUACAGUAGCUGUACUCAAGGCUUUACACCCAUCUCUAAGCCUGGAUUGGAUGUUUCUAGAUGCUCAUCUGAUAAUAAUGAUAUAACAAGUGCUCUUAAGCUUCAAUCCAAGACUAGCAACAGUUGUACCCCAGAAGCUUCUAGGAAAAAAAGACAAGUUGCUAACUCUUCUGUUUGGAGCAAAAGUGCAGUUAACUACACAUUAGAAGAGGCUGAAAGAAACUGUUCAGAUUACUUGAAGAAUAGUAGGACAGUCAAAGCCUGCACAAAUCAACUUUCAGAUGACAGAGUUAAGGAGAGUGUCACCAACUGUGCUUAUGAUCUGGUGAGCACAGGACUGUUUGAUUGGGCUGUGUCACAUGUAAGCAACCUGGCAGAGGAGUGUAUCACACGAGCUGAACAAAACCAAAGUUCAUGGACAGGUGAAGGUGACACACCUGGUGAACCUGUACUUCCUCAAGCCAUUGUCACCCAGCUGUGUGUCAGGGACUGUGGGGAUAACGGACAAUGUCACAACUCUUAUUGCAGAUGUAAGGACGGCUACUUUGGUGAAAGUUGCCAGUUUGGACCCAACACUGUGCCACUCAUUUUUGGAGCAGAGAAAACUUGUAAUAUUCAAGAAUCUUCUUGUGAAACAGUCAGGAUAGAUGGGGAUUUUUUCACAUCUUCUGAUAAUCUUGCUUGCCAUAUAAACUUUGCUGCGGUGGACACACGUGCAAGAAAAACAGAGAGCAGUGCUGUAGUGAGAGCAGAGUACAUCAGCAUGUACCAAGUUGGAUGUACACUCCCUACACGACGCAGCGCCUACAUCACCGUCACAAACGAUGGCGUCCGUCAGAGCGAAAAUGUUUACCUUCAUGUUGUCCACAACUCCAGCUGUCAGACGUGUGUCAUCAAUGAUAACAAAACUGAUGUUGACUGUCAAAUAAUUACAAAUGUGUGUGUGAUAGAAGGACAAUGUUACUUACAACAACAAGAAGACAACGGGGACUCAUGUAAUUUCUGUGAUCCUAACAGUAGUAACAUUGUGUGGACUAGGAAAACUUCAUGUGAUGAGGGCUUGUCUCAAGGGGCCAUUAUCGCUAUUAGCGUUGUUUGUGCUGUUGUCGGGCUGGUUCUCAUCCUGGUCAUCACCAUAGUGAUCUGUAAGAAAAAGAGAGGAGGGCUAUCAGUAUAGAAUGCUUACCAAUCAAAUUUCUAAAAUACUACAAUCUAAAUUGUGUACUGGAGUGUAACAGUUGGAACUAAUAUCAAAAUUAUUUUCCUUUUAUUGAUUCUAUUUGGAUUUGAAUUUUUGUAAUUUUUUUUAUAAAUAAUCACAGUAUAUUCAACAUCUAUAAUAAAUAUAAUG